AUGAGAUAUUGCAAUGUUAAUCGUAUGGCUGAGAGUGGAUUUUAUUUCACGGGUGAAUUGGAUGCUGUAAGGUGUUUCUCCUGUCAAAUCGACAUAUACGGAUGGCAGCACAAUGAUGAUCCUAUAAGUGUUCACGCCCAAUGGUCUCCUGACUGUGAAUACAUCCAGGCUAUAGUCGAUGAUAACUUCAUCGAUAGUGUACGGGAUAAAAGAUAUGACACAUUAAUCGAUCCAAAUGUUUAUCAAACACUGAAGGACUGUGGAAUUCCCGACUAUAUUAUACGGCAUGCACAUCGCAAACACAUAAUUCAGAGCGGUGAACUUUUUACAGAUGCUGUCCAGUGUCUGUCGGUUAUCGAGAAACUGUAUAAUUUCAAAGACAAAUAG
This is a messenger RNA of Penaeus monodon (black tiger shrimp), 387 nucleotides long. RefSeq names its product death-associated inhibitor of apoptosis 1-like (gene Det). Gene Ontology annotation, biological process: regulation of cell cycle. The record is from RefSeq and is a predicted model, not a curated record. The transcript is spliced from 4 exons. Gene Ontology annotation, cellular component: nucleus; cytoplasm; spindle microtubule. Lineage: Eukaryota; Metazoa; Arthropoda; Malacostraca; Decapoda; Penaeidae. Bases 1 to 387 code for a protein of 128 amino acids.